UUGUAUAGCGGUUGCCCGCGUUUGUAUAGCUUGCAGGGAAUCAUACAUUCAGCUCGACUACCUUAAAGAAAGGUGGACGGGCCAGCCUCACAAUGUGGUCAGCAGUGUUAUUUCCUCUCAUAGUGUCUGUGCUCGAUACGGUGAAAAAUUGUCAUGCUCAAAAGAGAAGUGUCGCUCUACCAUUCUGGGUAAAUGAAGCAGUUUUUGGGCCUUCGCAAAAUGCCUUUGAGAAUGUUAACAGAGGAGGAAACGGCGUAUACGCACUCUUGUGGGCCACAUACAACAAUGACCCUGCUGCAUUGGGUCAUCACUUCAAGUGUGUCAUCGCAUAUAACACCAAGCGGAAUGCUCUAGACCACACUCUGCGAUCCCAUUUCAAAUUUAGAAACGAUAGAAGUGGAACUUCAUACAUAAAAACCAGAAUAAAAGUUACUGCCGUUAAAUACUUUGGAUAUCGCCAUUACAGAAAUGCGUUACAGCUAGACAAAGAUGGAAAGAAAUUCACGAAUAUCUUGAUAUUUUCAAACGGGCGGUACUGUGAUGUAUUUCUCGUGCCGAAGCACAAAAACGAUGUGUGCGCUGGGGAAACCUACAUAUAAAAUUUACACUCCGGAAGAAUGCGACAGGAAGCAAGCUCCUGGUUUGCGGCAGGAGUAGUGUCUUGUUUACCUCGUUACUCCAGUUCACUUCAUUUUCAUUGUGAACUUGACACCUAGUAAUUUGAAAAAUAAAUGUAUUAUUAUUAUUACAGGAAACUAAGCAAAAUAUGCGCAUGAUCUUGCGAAUGAGCAAUUUCCCUAGUUUUAAUAUCAAGGUUUGUUUCAAUAAAACCACCUGCGAACAGCUGU
Messenger RNA from Rhipicephalus microplus (southern cattle tick), 848 nucleotides. Its product is annotated as female-specific histamine-binding protein 2. The record is from RefSeq and is a predicted model, not a curated record. Gene Ontology annotation, biological process: symbiont-mediated perturbation of host defenses. Gene Ontology annotation, molecular function: amine binding. NCBI's taxonomy places the organism in Eukaryota, Metazoa, Arthropoda, Arachnida, Ixodida, Ixodidae.